UGCCUCCCAGGGAGCAUUAGUUCGCUCUUGUCCUAUCUGUGCAGCCAUCCCUUGCCAAUUCCAGUACUUGCCCUCUCUUGGGGUCCCAGUGGUCUUUGAACAGGGUGGGUCCGUGGCAUCUUUUCUCCUCUGUCGCCUCACUCAGCCUCCAGUGGUCAUCACAGUCACCAUCUUCCUAAUUUUUCCCAGGCACCUGGCACCCAGAAACUUACUUUAAGUUGACAGACUGGGCACACAGCCUGUGCCGAGAUCUCCUAUGCCAGCCAAGGGCCUGCUUAGUCCCACCACAGUAUGUGGUCAGACACUGUCCCUCCUCACUCGUCUACGCCUCCCUGGCUCCCAAUGUGUCUCUUGUGCAUUUCUCAGGCAGCAGAGGCCAAAGACAACAAGAGAUCUCUCUCAGACUCCCACACGGGGUUUGAAUCAAGACACCAUGGAGGGGCAUGAGAGAAGCCUAAGUCUGAGGACCAAGCAAACAAUGCUCGGCCUCUCUCGGGUCCCUUACACCCCAACGUCAUCUACAGAGGAGGUGGGCUGCCCUUGGGGCUCUGGUGAGGGAUUCACGUGUGCCCUGUAUCCUCUGCCACAUUUAAUGGUAGAUUGGCUGUCAUCCAUAAGGCGUUCUGGGGAGAUUGCCUCGUGUUAGUCUGGGGCCUCAGGCCCUGGGCCAGGCUGGAGGAAGGCAGAGAGGCCAUGAGUGGAGCCUGGGGGGCCAAAUUGAUGCCCACAUGCUUCCCAGGCUUGGAUGACUUAAGUCAAGGUGAGGCCUCUCUCCAAUCAGGAUCCAGGGAUAUGACCCCCAUAAGCCUAAGACAAAGCUGUGGCAGAUAAAUGAGAGAAGGGUGGGCAGAGAGGGUCAGGGCAGAGACUAGGAGACCAGCUGUCAGAAGAAGGGACCUGGUAUUUCUGGAUCUCUGAGAUAGAGGGAAACUCAAAAGUUACUUCCCUGCUGCUUCCUGUCAUGUUUCCAUAAAACCUUCCCCACUGGACUAGGGUUCCAGGAGCUAGUAAGCACUCGGCCUGUUACCCAAGGGUGGUGGAGGGGAGCAGAGAGUCCCCAAAGAGGAGGCUCCAGGGGGUGUACGCCAGACUCUCCUGUGUCUGCACACUACCCGGCCACGCUGAGACAGGUAGCUCAAUCCCUCUCCUGUACGGAGGCUCAGGGAAAUUCAUGGUACCCAUCAUCUGAGCCACUUUCCAAAAAGGGCCAUGUCAUCCUCUAUUCCAGGAACAAAGACGGCAUGGCUGUGGCCACAGCUCCAAAGCAAGCCUGGCCCCCAUGGCCCCCCGUCUUUUUCCUACUCCUCCUGCCGGCAUUGGGGAGCAGCGGCAACUGCCCUGCUGUGUGUGACUGCACCUCCCAACCCCAGGCAGUGCUUUGUGCCCACCGGCGAUUGGAGGCUGUCCCGGGGGGACUCCCACUAGACACCGAGCUCCUGGACCUGAGUGGGAACCGCCUGUGGGGGCUUCAGCAGGGAAUGCUCUCCCGCCUGGGCCAGCUCCGGGAACUGGACCUGAGCUACAACCAGCUGUCCACCCUGGAGCCAGGGGCCUUCCACGGCCUGCACAGCCUGCUCACCCUGAGGCUGCAGGGCAACCGGCUGCGAAUCAUGGGGCCCGGGGUCUUCGCGGGCCUGUCUGCCCUCACACUGCUGGACCUUCGCCUCAACCAGAUCGUCCUCUUCCUUGACGGCGCUUUCAGGGAGCUAGGCAGCCUCCAGCAGCUGGAGGUUGGGGACAACCACCUGGUGUUUGUGGCUCCGGGAGCCUUUGCCGGGCUGGCCAAACUGAGCACCCUCACCCUGGAGCGCUGCAACCUCAGCACCGUGCCUGGCCCGGCCCUGGCCCGCCUCCCAGCACUGGGGGCCCUGAGGCUCCGAGAACUGGACAUCGGGAGGCUGCCGGCAGGGGGGCUACGGGGGCUGGGGCAGCUAAGGGAGCUGGAGAUCCACCACUGGCCAGCUCUGGAGGCUCUGGAGCCAGGGAGCCUGGGCGGGCUCAAUCUCAGCAGCCUGGCCAUCACCCACUGCAACCUGAGCUCGGUGCCCUUCCAAGCACUGCACCACCUGAGCUUCCUCAGGGCCUUGGAUCUUUCUCGGAACCCCAUCUCGGCCAUCCCAGCCCGCAGGCUCAGUUCCCUGGUGCGGCUCCAGGAGCUCCGACUGUCGGGUGCCUGCCUCACCUCCAUCGCGGCCCACGCCUUCCAUGGCUUGACGGCCUUCCACCUCCUAGAUGUGGCAGACAACGCCCUUCAGACACUGGAGGAAACAGCCUUCCCUUCUCCAGACAAAUUGGUUACCCUGAGGCUGUCAGGUAACCCCCUGACCUGCGACUGCCGCCUCCUCUGGCUGCUCCGGCUCCGCCGCCGCCUGGACUUUGGCUCUACCCCACCUGCCUGUGCUGGCCCCCAGCACGUCCAGGGGAAGAGCCUGAGGGAGUUUUCAGACAUCCUACCUCCAGGGCACUUCACCUGCCGACCAGCCCUGAUCCGAAAAUCCGGGCCGCGCUGGGUCAUGGCCGAGGAAGGGGGGCAUGCCGUUUUCUCCUGCUCUGGAGAUGGGGACCCAGCCCCCACUGUCUCCUGGAUGAGGCCUCAGGGGGUUCGGCUGGGGAGGGCUGGGAGAGUGAGGGUCCUUCAGGAUGGGACGCUGGAGAUCCGCUCUGUGCAACUCCGGGAUAGAGGGGCCUAUGUCUGUGUGGUCAGCAACGUGGCGGGGAAUGACUCCCUGAGGACCUGGUUGGAAGUGAUCCAAGUUGAACCACCGAAUGGCACUCUCUCUGACCCCAACAGCACCUCCCCAGGGAUCCCAGGGCCUUUCUUCUUGGACAGCAGAGGUAUAGCUAUGGUGCUGGCGGUUGGCUUCCUCCCCUUCCUUACCUCGGUGACCCUCUGUUUUGGCCUCAUCGCCCUCUGGAGCAAAGGCAAAGGCCGGGUCAAACAUCACGUGACCUUCGACUUUGUGGCACCUCGGACCUCUGGGGAUAAGAACUCUGGGGGUAACCGGGUCACUGCCAAGCUCUUCUGACCUGUCCUUCCACAGUGGGGCCUCAUCUAGGCCAGCUUCAGAUACCACAGUGGGAGAGAACCAAAGCUGCUUGGACUGGACAUUCAUCCCAAACAUCCCAGAUCUUCCCCACCUUCUGCCCACACCACGCCAGCAGCAGAUGCCGCCUUCUCAUAGCCUGCCUCCUCAGGCUUUGGCAGUUUAAGGAUAGCAUUGUCAACUCUUCCCUGAGAGUCCCAGGAAACGGAAGAUGUAGAUCCGUUUCCAGCCCAGCCCUCCCCGCACACCACAUACAAAGCAGGAACUAUAACCCUCCAGUCUGCUAGUCUAAACUCCAGACUUCCUUCACACACACUUACACAUACCCUGAAUCAGUUCAGUUCAGUUCAGUCGCUCAGUCGUGUCCAACUCUUCACAACCCCGUGAAUCGCAGCACGCCAGGCCUCCCUGUCCAUCACCAA
Molecule: messenger RNA, 3466 nt
Organism: Bubalus bubalis (water buffalo)
Lineage: Eukaryota; Metazoa; Chordata; Mammalia; Artiodactyla; Bovidae
Gene: LINGO4
Product: leucine rich repeat and Ig domain containing 4
Exons: 1
Coding region: 1242-3026 (594 amino acids)
Molecular function (GO): protein binding
Source: RefSeq, a predicted model, not a curated record